Ostrinia nubilalis (European corn borer) is the source of this 3738-nucleotide messenger RNA. It is a transcript of the gene HisRS, whose product is annotated as histidine--tRNA ligase, cytoplasmic. Bases 195 to 2021 code for a protein of 608 amino acids. Gene Ontology annotation, cellular component: mitochondrion; cytosol; cytoplasm. Lineage: Eukaryota; Metazoa; Arthropoda; Insecta; Lepidoptera; Crambidae. The record is from RefSeq and is a predicted model, not a curated record. The transcript is spliced from 9 exons. Gene Ontology annotation, molecular function: histidine-tRNA ligase activity; RNA binding; ATP binding. Gene Ontology annotation, biological process: histidyl-tRNA aminoacylation; mitochondrial translation.
UGUGACGUUUUACAGCUGGUUGGCUGCUGCAUUCAUUUCUUCAACGUGAAUUUGAAAGGAAUGAACGGUGUCGUAAGCUUAAUCAUACCUGCAAUUACCCACAAAGCACUUUUACUUGCACGAUAAACCUUGAAGUGGUAGUUACGGAGCGGCUGGCGUUAGAGAUAGUUUGUUGCAAAAAUUGUUAAAGGAAUAUGGCUGAGUCUCAAGAAAGUUUAUUACAGAAAGUUAAAGAUCAGGGAGAUCUAGUUAGAAAAUUGAAGGCUGCAAAGGAAUCUAGCGAGAAGGCAAAGAAGACUAAUAUAGAAUAUAAUCUUGAAGAGAUCAACAAAUGGCUGUACCAAUACAGUUACAUUUGUGGAUAUACUCCUACCACUAGCGAUAUACAACUUUUUAACUAUCUCGAAAAACAUUUAGUUUUUGAAUCAUAUCAGUACAUUAAGAGGUGGUGGUACCAUAUGCGGAGCUUCAGUGUCUCUGAAAUAUCGAAAUUUCCAACAACUCGACCUCCAGCUAUAAUGCAUAAAAUACCAAAAGUCAAUAUUGAUUCUCUGAAUGAGCAGAUCCAGCAAGAGGUAGCAAAAUUACUGGCAUUGAAAGCUGAGCUGGCAUCGGACGAUGCAGGUCCGCAAAAAUUCACACUCAAGACUCCCAAAGGGACUCGUGACUACAAUCCGCAGCAAAUGACAAUACGCAAUAAUGUGCUGCAGAAAAUCAUUGAAGUCUUCAAGAAACAUGGUGCAGAAUGCAUUGAUACACCUGUUUUUGAAUUGAAGGAAGUGCUAACUGGCAAAUAUGGUGAGGAUUCAAAAUUGAUUUACGAUUUGAAAGACCAGGGAGGUGAAAUCCUUUCCUUGCGUUAUGACUUGACGGUGCCAUUGGCACGGUAUCUGGCUAUGAGCAAGAUCAGUACUCUGAAACGGUACCACAUUGCCAAGGUGUACAGGCGAGACAACCCUGCUAUGACCCGAGGGAGAUACAGGGAAUUUUACCAAUGUGAUUUUGACAUAGCCGGCCAGUAUGACAUUAUGGUCCCAGAUGCAGAGUGCCUCAAAGUGGUCACAGAGAUUCUGGACUCUCUCGACAUCGGCAAAUACGUACUGAAAGUGAACCACAGACGGUUGCUCGACGGAAUGUUUGAGGCCUGUGGGGUGCCUGAUGACAAAUUUAGGGCCGCAUGUUCUGCUGUGGACAAGCUAGACAAGUCUCCAUGGGAAGAAGUCAGGACAGAAUUGAUAAAUGAGAAAGGAAUAACCCCAGAUGCAGCCGACAGAAUCGGAAAGUAUGUCCGCUUGAGUGGCAGCACCGAACUCAUCGAGAAAUUGCUCCAAGACCACACAUUGACUGCAGCGAAGCCCUCCGUAGAUGGAUUGUGUGGCAUUAAGAUCCUGCUGGACUAUUGUGAGAUCUACGGCAUUAAGAACAAAGUUGUCUUUGAUUUGAGCUUGGCAAGAGGACUGGACUAUUACACAGGAGUUAUCUAUGAAGCUGUAUUGACAGAGCCCAUUAAAAUCGGCAAUGAAGAGCAGUCCGUAGGCUCGAUCGCCGGCGGCGGACGAUACGAUAACCUUGUCGGGAUGUUUGAUUCGAAGAACAAACAGGUGCCUUGCGUAGGUGUGAGUAUAGGAGUAGAGCGCAUCUUCUCUGUGAUGGAAGCGAAACUCGCCGCGGGAGAUAUGCAUGUGCGGACGAACGAAAUCGAAGUUUACGUCAUAUCGGCGCAGAAAAACUUCCUCGAGGAAAGAAUGAGGAUCUGCAAUGAACUCUGGAACGCAGGCAUUAAGGCUGAACAAUCGUACAAGAAAAACCCUAAAAUGCUCACACAGCUGCAGCAUUGUGAAGAGUACGGCAUUCCGCUCGCCGUCGUCUUGGGCGAGUCCGAACUCAAGCGAGGCGUCGUCAAGAUACGGCACAUCAAGUCGAGGUCCGAAGAAGAAAUACCCCGCGGUAAACUCCUGGCAGAAAUCACAGAGAGGAUAGCUAACCUGGGCAAAAUUGAGAUGAACGGGAACGGGAAAUAAAGUACUUAAUUUUAAUAGAUGUAAUGGUGGUACGAAUGAAAUCUAGUUGUCAAUUCGAGUCAGUGUUUUGACCCUUUUCCUAAAAAUUUGCAUUAAGCCACCAGACCGGUGUAAUGUAACACAAAUUCUACGUGUGGACGGCACUACGAGCAUUACACGUAUGUGCUGCAUACUAUUUCCAUUACACAUCUAUAAUCCGGGUCUUUUCAAGGCAAGAAUGAAUAGGCACUUACAGGCAGGGCAGAUAUGUACCAUCCUAGACUGGAAUUAAACAUUGUAUGGCCUUCGAAGUUUUGUUACAAACUUAUUCACAAAUUAACGAGCGAAAUUAUGUAACACGCGCAGUGAAUAGUGUGUGUGAAUUAUAAUAAGGACUCUUGUGCUAACAAUUAGUCGAAAAUUCGUAGGAUCUUUAUAUUGUUAGGAAAAUUUGCGCCUGUAUUUGUACCGUUCGAAAGAACAUGCUUGAUAAAAUGUAAAUCCAAAAGUCAAUUUACUGACUCGAAUUAGUAACUUGAGGCGAAAUGAUAUCCUAACUGUUUACUCAUUUCGGUUGGUGAGACUGAGUAAAAAGUGUUUUAUUGCUACAAAUUUAAAUCUAAAGUUAUGUGCACGUCAAAAUUUAUAAUAAAUGAUAGAGCAUUAAGUUUGGUACCGUUAGUUCCAUAAAUUAAUGUAAAGUAACUCUAAACAUAAUUUGGGUAUAAGUAAAUGGAUUGUAAGAAUAUUAAAAAUUUUAAAAAAUAUUUUUGAUAAGAUUGAGUUUUGAUGCAGACUUCCAAAAUAUUUUAUCAAGCUUGCCGUGCAUUCAAUAACUUGAGGUAAAAACUAAGGCCCUUAUUACUAAACUAAGCCUAAAACUCGGUUUAAGUCCUUAGAUUAAAUUCUAUAAACGGUUGAAAUUCAGUAUUCAGAACAAUCUAAGGACAGUUUUAGGCCUUCUUUCGUAAUACGGGUCUAGCACAGGGAUGGAUAUGUAUGUCAAAAGAUUUCAUUGCCACAAACAAGCCUCUAGGGUAUUAUUAUGUAUUUAUGUGUAAACUACAAUGGUAUACUAAACAAACCAGUGAUCAGAUAUUUUGUGAUGCUGUUAUGUCCUACAAGCAUGUACAAAAUUUUGUGAUUCCGAGAUUAAUUUAAUGAUUUUAUUCGAUAACGUUGCAUGACGAGACUCAAUGAUAUACGAGAUUCCCGUUUUCACCAUCAAUCCCUAAUUUUAAAGUGACCCAUAUGAAAACAAAAUUCCUGUUAUGUGUUACCAUAGGGGUCACUUAAAAAUUAGGGAUUGAUGGUGAAAACGGGCAUCAGUCAGCCAUAGUUCGUGACAUCCAAAGUAGCCAAAAGUUCGCCAUGUCUUUGUUACAAUAAAUUUAAAUAAGGUCAUCUUUUUAGCCACUUUGGGUGUCACCAACUCUUUGACGCCGACUGUAUCGUCUUUGGGAAUAUUAUUAAUUUAUUAAAUUACUUGUUUAAUAUAAGUAUUUGUGAUAAGAAUUAAGAACUAUGGGUUAAUAAUUUAAUGACUUAUAACUACUAUGGUCUUAUCAUCAAUUUUCAUAUUUGUAUUUUCUACUGUUUCAAAUAGGUUCAUCCGUAGUAUUUAUUUAGUUAAACUAAAUUUCACUCAUUGGCGUCAAAGACGGAAUUUGUAUAUGUGUGCAUUAUAAUUUGUAUGUUAUCAUUAAUUUCUAUGUCGAUUAAAGUUUUAUGAUACAGA